AUGUCAAGCAUCGGCAAAAAGUCCCUGUUGACGCUAUGCAAUAUUUUGAGUCUGGGGUCGCUGGCCAUGUUUGCUUGCGGCUUCUUUGGUGCCAAGCCAUACCUCACCGAUCUUAAGGAAUCUGGUAUGUACCAGUUGGAUAUUCCUAAUUCGCCGACGUCGGUACCUUUUGACAAAAUUGUGUUUAUGGUUGUCGAUGCACUCCGGAGCGAUUUCGUUUACUCGGAGAACUCGGGGUUCUCCUUUACGCGUAGUCUUGUUCAAUCUGGUGAGGCUUUGCCGUUUACAAUGGAAGCGACCAGUCCCACUUUCACAAGGCUGUGUAUCCAGUCCAUGACAGUCGGUGCCAGCCCUGCAUUCUCAGAGGUCUUCUCAAACACCCAAAGGCUGGUGAAAGGAGAAUCAGAUCGUAUCGUCGAGAGUUGGCUUGGCCACCUCAAGGCGACAGGUCGUGGAAAAAUGACGUUUUCUGGUGAGGAAAACUGGCUGAAUCUCUUUCCCAAAAUGUUUGAUCGGAGUGAAGGCUACGGGAGUCAUUUCCUUCCUGAUUUUACUUCUAUAGAUCCUGCAGUUGCUAUGUUCAUUGAUAAAGAGCUAAAAAACGAUGACUGGAGUGGACUAGUUGUACACUUUCCGGGAAUUGACCACCUUGCACACAUGGGCGGCGCGUACAGUCCAUACAUGCAAGCUAAGCAGCGAGAGAUGGAUGAUGUAGUAAACAAUGUUUAUCGAUCAAUUCAGAAGGAGCCUCAUCUCAACAAAACAUUGCUGGUACUCCUAGGUGAUCAUGGAAUGAAUGACCUGGGAGAGCACGGAGGGGACUCUGUUGAGGAGCUAUCGACGGCAUUGCUAUUUAUAUCUCCACAGUUACAGGUUCUGCCUUCAGUUUAUGACAGACUUGCUGAAGAAAGGAAGAUCGGCAAUCGCUACCAAUAUUUCAACUCGAUGGGUCAACUGGACAUCGUCCCUACUAUCUCUGGGCUUCUGGGUCUUCCGGUACCACGCGACAAUCUUGGCAGCUUUAUACCCGACUUCCUUCCUUUAUGGAAAACCCCUGAGGAGCGACGGUUGUUGAUUUUACAAAAUAUAAUUCAACUUAGCCAUGGAGUUGCGAAUCAGGAUCAUCAAGUGGAAUGUGAAAACAGCACCCUGACUGUCGACUGCCUGUGGGAGCAUAUCGGCACAUCACGUCGAGGUCACAACGUUGACGAUGAAUUAUCACUUCUGUUCAUGGUAAUCGACAAUCCUGACAUGCAUCUCGUGAGAAAGCAAAAUAACUAA
Messenger RNA from Penicillium antarcticum, 1281 nucleotides. RefSeq lists its product as uncharacterized. The record is from RefSeq and is a predicted model, not a curated record. Bases 1 to 1281 code for a protein of 426 amino acids. The transcript is spliced from 4 exons. Lineage: Eukaryota; Fungi; Ascomycota; Eurotiomycetes; Eurotiales; Aspergillaceae. Gene Ontology annotation, biological process: GPI anchor biosynthetic process. Gene Ontology annotation, cellular component: endoplasmic reticulum membrane.